Molecule: messenger RNA, 4186 nt
Organism: Habropoda laboriosa
Lineage: Eukaryota; Metazoa; Arthropoda; Insecta; Hymenoptera; Apidae
Exons: 6
Coding region: 19-4176 (1385 amino acids)
Biological process (GO): regulation of transcription by RNA polymerase II
Cellular component (GO): nucleus
Source: RefSeq, a predicted model, not a curated record
CACGUCAUUGAUAUAUGUAUGCAUACGCGCGCCCGUGUGGAUUUUCUAUGGGUGUAUAUGCGUGGCUUGGUUAACGUGCUUUCUUCGUGGAUCUGCGUGCUCUGGUGCGGUACAUGUACGCACACUCUAUGCCAUCGGAAUUCACGAAAAAGGCCAUUCAUACUUGGAGUUGCGCCAAAAUGGGCGCUAUCAAAUAAUUUCAUGCAGUGGGAUUACAUACAAGAAUUGGUAGCACAUGGUGGUGUGUCAGAUAUAUAUGGUUUAUGUCACAAAGAAGAAAAUAUAAAUGUAUCAGAUUUAAACUCAACAUAUGUUAAUCAAUUUAUAAACUUCUUACAACCAAUAAACAACAACAAAGCAUCAAAUUCUGAUAUACAGAAGGAAACAGUUGAUAAAUGCUUAUCAGAAUUCUCAGAACUUGUGCUUAAAAAUCGCACAGAAAGUUAUAGUACCUGUCACAGUGACGAUAGUGAAAUAAAAACACCUAAUUUAUUCAGUACUAACAAAACCACAGCUACCUAUUCAUUCUGCAAACAUAAAACUGACAAUUUGGACAAAACAAAAGAGGAAAUUCAUCAUCAUAAAGUUAUUGAUUGUUUCUCUUGCUUGUCAGAACAACUGAACACACAAAAUAUUAUACAAUACAAAGCUUUGUCUAAAGUUUUGGAACACUAUAAAAAUACUUGUAACCUUUUAUAUGUUUCUGAAGAAGACAAACCACUUAAUUUAGCAAAAAACUUGGAAAAUAAUAAAAGCUAUUGCAAUAAACAAAGUGAAGAUAAAAAGAAGCUGUACAAUUUAUCACACAUAAAGACAUCUUUAAAGGACUCUACCAUUUUGGAUCACGCAAAUUAUUCCUGUAACAUAGAAAAUUGCUGCAACAUAAAGUACAAGGAAAUAGAUUAUGGUUUAUUGAAAUUCUCAGAUCUAGAUGAUUUGUCUCAUAAUUUAAAAUCAGAUAAAGUGUUACUUAAAGCUCCAAGACACAAAUUAUGUAAAAAUUUAGAAGCACACUCAAAUUUUAUAUCAAACAAAUACUUAGAGCGAGAAAGUGUUCUUGCUCAUGAUAAACAAUUGUGUGCUAAAACUUCAUUACUUCUAUGUGAGAAAAAAAAUUCUGAUCUGUUUUUUACACAUUCACAUCUGAAUGUCAAAGAUACAGAUAUUAAAAGUGAAUUUUGUUCAGAGGAACAGACAAAUAAGUCAAAGUACACAUAUUUUACAAGUACUUGGAAACCAACAUUAAGUAAUUGGGAGAAUUUCGAAAUGUCAGGACAAUAUCCAGGUCAUAGCCGACCUCCGGUUGGUACCCCUCCACCUCAGACAGUUUGGAAUCACCUUACAAUGACACAAGGUCAAGUUUCAGGCCUGAAUAUUCAUCCAACAGCUUUGUCAGGUGCUGCAUUAAGUCCAGCUGGAUUUUAUACACAUCCAUCUAUGGCUAGAGCAUCUCAUUUAACAUCACAACUUACACCACAACUUGCACAUACACAAGCACCUCCAACAUGGCAUACACCGACGGUUCCAUCGAAAACUGUUACUCCAGCCAAUACACCCGGAAAUCCUUUGUUUAGUUUACAAAUGCUAGUAGAUAAUAGGCAGAAUCAAAGUCAGUAUAGAAAUUCACCAGGUUCACAAAGUACAUUAGAUUUAUCUUCUACAUCUGAAAUUAUUCCUGAAAAUUAUUCUCGAAUACCUCAAGAUAUCCCAAUAAGUUUGACUGCAAGAAGUGUAGAUAAGGGUAGUAGAAAUGGAAAUAUAAUUUCUCCCCCAAUACCUUUGAAUGGAGAAACUUCAUCGGAUAGUGGAAUUAGUUCAUCAGUUCCAACACCUAAUUCUGUUAGUGAACCAGUUUCACUCUCAACUAAAGAAGUUACAACACCUAAAAUAACAGUAAAAAAUUUUGAAAGCAAUUUAAAAGGUGUGGCAAAUCUUCAUGAUAAGAUUAAAGAAAUGAGUGUAGAUAAUUUCACGCAAAAAGUUAUAAAUUUACCACCUAGUGUAACAAUUGAGAGGGUAAUUUCAGAGAAAAAAGAGCCUGAAGUUACAAAAACUAAAGAUACAUUAAGUGUUAUUGCACAAGUGCCAAGAAAUGUUUUGCCUGUUAUUGUGAAUCUUACAUCUAGAAUGGACAAAGAUGUAACUGAUAGUCCAAAAAGAGAAUCGUCUUCAGAACGAGAUCGGAAAAUUGAAGAAACGAAUGUAAGAUCACCUAAGAAUUUACCAAAAAGAGGUAAGAAGGGUGUGGAUUCUCUUUUAGAGAAAUUAGAAGGAGGAAAUAAAAAGCUUGGCAGUGCAGAAAAUAUUGGAUCUGUUAUUGUAAUGCCAGUAGAAGAGAAAGAUACAUCAAGUGUUAAAAGUAUGUCUCCUGAUAGACAAAAGUCUAAAUCUCCAAAUAGGGAAGAUGAGGUUGUAUCUCCAGCAUUCAGUAAUGAUGAUUCUAAUGAUAAUACUAAGCAACGCAGAAAAAGAAAGUUAGAGAAGCCUGUACGGCUUAGUAAAGAUUCUAAAACGGAAGUAGAGGACAUGGAAUUAGAACCUACUGAACCAACAGAACCUAGAACAAGUGAACCAGUACCAGAAGAAGCAACAAAUGCAACUCCAGUUGUAAAAUUAGAAGAUAAUACUGACAUAACGGAACAGAGAAUACCUGAAAAAGUAGAGGAAAGUGUAGAAGAAAGAAGUGAAGAAAAUCAACCAAUUAGAAGGCGGAGAAGUAGUGAAAGUACACCUCCUAGUUCAACUCCAUCAAAUCAGAGGAUUAGAAGAAAAUCCAGCGAUGAUGCGACUGAAUUUUCAAAAGUAAUGAGUCCAAAACCUGUAAAUAAUACAAAUUCAUUUAAUGAAGUUGAAUCAGAACUUGAAAAGAUGUUUGCGGGUAUUGUUGAAACGGAGACGGAAGUCAAAAAAGAAGAAUCAAAAUCAGACCUAAGAGAACCUGACCUUCAGACUGGCAACCUAACGAAAACGGAAAAUUUAGAAAAUAAUGUUUUACAUACAAAAGAAACGCAGAAUGUAAAUCCUACUGAUGUUUCAUCAACGGUUCAUACAAAAUUAUCUGGAAAAAAAGGAAAAAAAACUAAAGUUCAGGGAGGGAAACGGAAAAUGUCGAGAUCUUCUGAAAAUAUUUUUGGAACUGUCGGUAAUGAUAUACCUCAAAAGGAAAUCAAAAAAAGGAGAAUGUCUAAGAGUUCAAAAAAACAAGACACUUCGAAAAAGACAAAGAAAAAUACAAAAGUAGAUGGAGUAAGAGAAAUGGCAUAUGAUUCUGGAUCAAAUGCAAGUUCUAUUAGAUCUCGUGGACCAGUAGUUCAUGUUGAAGGUCCAAGGGACAGUCCAUUGAGCAUUCAGGUAGUUAAUGCACCACGGGAAGAAGAAGAAGAAAAAAGUAAAGAAAAACGAAAGAGUAUUGGAAAUGGUAGUGCAGGAAGAAGUAAGAGACUCAGUCAUCAAAACGAUUUGGACUACAGGGGUAAAGUCAGUAGAGCGGGUCUCUUUAGUUCAACGUUGUCCUCGCGUUAUGACGCACAUACAACAGAUUCCACAUGGGUUUGCGUAUUUUGUAAACAAGGUCCUCAUUCUGUUGUACCUGGGGAUCCUUCUCGACCGCAUCCGAAUCUAGCUGGUCCUCACAUAGCACCUGGAACUUAUACUGUUCCAGCUGGUGUUUUAAGUGAUUUAUUUGGACCAUAUUUAAUUGGUAAAGAACGUUUAGAAGAUGGAAUCCUUUCAGCUGAUGAACAAGAGAUUACUACAGAACAGAAAAAAGGUGGUAAGAAUAAAAGAAGUUUGAGGUACGCUGGAUUAGCCGACCAGUUUACUGCAAAAAUGGGUAAAAAGAAAAGGAAUUCCAUUGAAAGUAAUACUAAUGCCAUGUUUACGGGAAUGACUUUACUCCCAGGAGAAGAACAACGUUGGGAGGUUUGGCUUCAUGAACAGUGUGCUGUUUGGGCAGCUGGAGUGUACAUGGCAGGCGGUAGAGUAACAGGUUUGCAAGAAGCUGUAUGGGAUGCAGCAAAGUCGAUAUGUGAUUCCUGUGGUUUAACAGGAGCAAACAUUGGUUGCGUUAAACGAGGUUGUAAAGCCGUUACACAUUAUCCUUGUGCAUUAACAAAAGGUUGGCACUUGGAUACUAAUCAGUAUAUACCGAAAUGCAACCUUCAUCGAGUUACGUGAAACUUCGGUG